Cladophialophora bantiana CBS 173.52 is the source of this 474-nucleotide messenger RNA. RefSeq lists its product as uncharacterized. The transcript has a single exon. The record is from RefSeq and is a predicted model, not a curated record. Lineage: Eukaryota; Fungi; Ascomycota; Eurotiomycetes; Chaetothyriales; Herpotrichiellaceae. Bases 1 to 474 code for a protein of 157 amino acids.
AUGUACGUCUACAUGCACCCGGACAGGGACACGAAGAUAAACCAGGCCCAGAUCCCGGGCACGAACAACACCAGGGCCAGAUCCGUCUUCGUGAACAAGCCCAUGGAGACGGACCCCGAGCCGGUGAGGGGGAGGACCAGCAUCGCGGAGUCGGAGAGCGUCUGGACCAAGAUGUUCUCCAGGGCCAUGGACAUGGUGUCAGACACGCUCAAGGAGGUGGACGACGAGACCAUCAUCGACGUGGCCAUGACCACGAUCUGCGAGGAGGACGAGCGGGAGAUCGACCUCACCGCUCUGCUCGCGGACGCACUCGUGAUGUACAUGCAGGCGUCGGGCCUAGACGGCCCCCCGAACGGGAUCAAGCCCGUCAUCGAGAUGUUGGACCCGCCCACGAUCGAGACGGCGAAGACGAUCGGGGACUCCCUCAGCGACGUGGUGAAGGACGAGAACACAAGCCCCUUCCUUCGAUCAUAA